GGCAUUUUUGAUUGGCAGUCGGAGCCGGGAACGCGAGGCGGUCCAUGGUCUUACUUCACCGAGAGCCUGGGAAAGCGAAAUGGAGGGGUGUGUGUCUAACCUUACGGUCUGCAAUCUGGCCUACAACGGGAAUCUGGAGGAAUUGAAGGAGAAGAUCUUGGCCGAUAAAUCUUUGGCUACUAGAACUGACCAGGACAGCAGAACCGCAUUGCAUUGGGCAUGCUCAGCCGGACAUACAGAAAUUGUUGAAUUCUUGCUGCAGCUUGGAGUGCCAGUGAAUGAUAAAGAUGAUGCAGGUUGGUCUCCUCUUCAUAUUGCUGCUUCUGCUGGCCGGGAUGAGAUUGUAAAAGCCCUUCUGGGAAGAGGUGCUCAAGUGAAUGCUGUCAAUCAAAAUGGCUGUACUCCCCUACAUUAUGCAGCUUCCAAAAACAGACAUGAGAUCGCUGUCAUGUUACUGGAAGGCGGGGCUAAUCCAGAUGCUAAGGACCAUUACGAGGCUACAGCAAUGCACCGGGCAGCAGCCAAGGGUAACUUGAAGAUGAUUCAUAUCCUUCUGUACUACAAAGCAUCCACAAACAUCCAAGACACUGAGGGUAACACACCUCUACACUUAGCCUGUGACGAGGAGAGAGUAGAAGAAGCAAAACUGCUGGUGUCCCAAGGAGCAAGUAUUUACAUUGAAAAUAAAGAAGAAAAGACACCCCUGCAAGUGGCCAAAGGUGGUCUGAGUUUAACACUCAAGAGAAUGGUGGAAGGUUAAGCAACUUGGAUUUAUUCUUUGUAUGUUUUGUGGUUGUCCCCAGUGUCCUGGAAACUAAUGUACUUACGCACAAGAUAUCAUCUCUGAAUAAUGAAAUUUUUUUCACCUUCAAAGUCUUAUAAAUAUUUUGAAGAUUGUUCUUGCUGAGGUAUUCGUUCUAAACUUACAGUUUGCUUUCCAGGCAUUGAAUAACUGUUGAGAUUGUUUUACUGUGUUGUAUAUUAUUCCAUAUUGAAUUUUGGUUAAUUUGGAGUAAGUAAUUCUGUGGCUGUUAUGAGUCUCCAGCACCCCAUCCCCCACACCUUCUGUCUCCCUCUGAGGCAGAACAACCCCAAUAACAUCAGGCCAGUUGUCCUGCCAAAUGUUGUUAGGUGGAUUCUAGAAUGUUCCUUCUGUAUAGUUGAAACACAUCCUAACUCAUUUUUCAAGUUCACCCAGAAGCCUGUACCAAAUAUUUCUGUUUUUUUCAACAGUACAUUUAUUUUUGCUAUAAGGAAUACUUAUAUAUUUUAGAGGACCAAAUUUUCAGUUGGAGGGCCUGCUAUCCAAGUUUGUCAUUCAUAAACACUAAAAUAAUAAAAAAUGAUAGCCCAUGUAUCUUAUUAAUGAGCCGUUUCUCUCCAUGAAAUGUAUUGUUUUUAAAAAGGAAGUUUUAAAGUACCUAUAUUAAGUCGUCCUGUAUUAAAAGGAAUGUCAUGCUUGUUAACACGCAAUGUAACAAUGUAUUUUGACUUGUAUUUCAGAAACUGAAAACAAAUUGUUGAAUCUCCAAAUUUUUCUUUCAAAUCAGUUAAACUCCCACUUAAGCCUUAAAGUCCUUCCUUUAUAAAGACAUUUUUCAGUUUCUAGUAACUCUAACGUCAAUAAAAUUAGUGAGGCUUGACCUGCAGCUAUAAUCUUUAAAAUAGUAAUCUUCUGAAUUGCUAAUUAAAUGUGGAGUAAAAGGAAAUUAAUAAGUAUAAACUUGAUCUCAAUUUAAGGAGAUAUCCUAAAUGAUUGCUAGUCAUAAAAUCUAAUGACCUCCAAGUGACUCUUCAAAUUAUUUUUUUAAUUUGAAUUUUAUGCUGCAAAUAUUGCUUAAAGUAAGUGAGCCCACAAACUUUCUUUAAUUUUGGGUCAGAGACUUAGUGACCAGUAGCUAAAAUGAGUUUUGUCAACAAACUAUGGUUUUGAUAUGCAAACCCUUUUUACAUAAAUAUUUUGAGUGCUGAUCUUUACAAAUAUUAAUCAGGGAAGCAGCUUCUUAAUGGAACUAAACUUUGUUUAUUGAAUAUCAGGGAUAGAAUUGAUAAUAGGGAAAAUAAUUUCUUUCCAAUAUUUUUUAGCAUGAUUAAAGUUGUCUAAGGUAAUAAACUUUGUGGUGUAAAAAGAAAA
This is a messenger RNA of Pteropus alecto (black flying fox), 2134 nucleotides long. RefSeq names its product proteasome 26S subunit, non-ATPase 10 (gene PSMD10). The record is from RefSeq and is a predicted model, not a curated record. Gene Ontology annotation, molecular function: protein binding. The coding region runs from base 80 to 760 and encodes 226 amino acids. The transcript has 5 exons. Lineage: Eukaryota; Metazoa; Chordata; Mammalia; Chiroptera; Pteropodidae.